Chrysochloris asiatica (Cape golden mole) is the source of this 1629-nucleotide messenger RNA. It is a transcript of the gene EIF2AK2, whose product is annotated as eukaryotic translation initiation factor 2-alpha kinase 2. The record is from RefSeq and is a predicted model, not a curated record. Bases 1 to 1629 code for a protein of 542 amino acids. Gene Ontology annotation, biological process: protein phosphorylation. Lineage: Eukaryota; Metazoa; Chordata; Mammalia; Afrosoricida; Chrysochloridae. Gene Ontology annotation, molecular function: double-stranded RNA binding; ATP binding; protein kinase activity. The transcript is spliced from 15 exons.
AUGGCUAAUAAUCUUUCACCAGGUUUCUUUUUAGAAGAACUUAACAAGUAUAGUCAGAAACACAAUGUAGUCCUUAAGUACUAUGAGCUGUCUAACACAGGGCCUCCACAUGACUUAAGGUUUACGUUCCAAGUUAUAAUAGAUGACAGAAGAUUUCCAGCAGCUGAAGGUAGAACAAAGAAGGAAGCAAAAAAUGCUGCAGCUAAAAUGGCCAUUGAAAUUCUUAAUAAAGAAAAUAAGGUCAUUAGUUCUCCAUCACUGCCAACAACAGACACUUCAGAAGGGUUGUUAAUUGGGAAUUACAUAGGUCUUAUCAAUAGUUUUGCCCAGAAGGCAAAACUCUCUGUAAAUUAUGAACAAUGUUUUAAGAAUGAAUUGGAGCCUGAGGUCAAAAGAUAUCAUUAUCGGUGCCAAAUUGGACAGAAAAGAUAUGGUAUUGCUUCUGGUUCUACUAAACAGGAGGCAAGACAAUUUGCUGCUAAACUUGCGUAUGAUAAGAUAACAGCAGAAAAAGCAUCAAUGAAAUCUAACUCAGUAACCUCUGGUUCUUACCUGAUUUCGCCCAGCGACGACAGUAGGAUUUCUUCUGUGACAUGUGAUUUUGAAUCAUCAACCCAAAAUGGAAUAACAGCACCUGUAUCAGAACAAAAGGACAACCAAGACAGUUUAAAAGAUUUUUCUUCAUCUUAUCAGAUGAGUCCCAGAAAUAAUCAAAGGAUUAUAAAAAGAAAUUUGGCACCUAAAUUUAAUUGUCUAGAGGCAGAUGAAAAGAAGUAUAGCAAGCAUACUGUGAACAGCAGGUUUGUUAUGGAUUUUGAAGAAAUAGAACCAAUUGGCAAAGGUGGAUAUGGCCAAGUUUUCAAAGCAAAACACAGAAUUGAUAAGAAGACUUAUGUUGUUAAACGUGUUAAAUAUAAUAAUGAGAAAGUAGAGCGUGAAGUAAAAGCAUUGGCAAAUCUUAAUCAUGAAAAUAUUGUUCACUACCAUUGUUGUUGGGAUGGACAUGACUAUGACCCAACUGAAAGCAGGAAUAAUUCAAGGUCAAAGACUAGGUGUCUUUUCAUCCAAAUGGAAUUCUGUGAUAAAGGGACAUUGGAUCAAUGGAUCGAAGAAAAAAGAACCAAGAAAUCAGACAAAGAUUUGGCUUUGCAUUUAUUUAAACAAAUCACAACAGGAGUAGCUUAUAUACAUUCAAAACAGUUGAUUCAUAGAGACCUUAAGCCAGGUAACAUAUUUUUAGUAGCUAUAAAUCAAAUAAAGAUUGGAGACUUUGGACUUGUAACAGCCUUAGAAAAUGAUGAAAAGCGAACAGCUGACAAGGGAACGGUCCGGUACAUGAGCCCAGAACAGCUGUCGUUUCUAGACUAUGGAAAUGAAGUGGACAUCUUUGCUUUGGGGCUGAUUCUUGCUGAACUUCUUCACAUAUGUAUUUCUGUUCAGGAAACAUUCAAGAUUUUUGAGGACCUAAGGAACGGUAUCUUCUCAGAUAUAUUUGAUGCCCAGGAAAAAACUCUUCUAAAAAAAUUACUUGCAAAAGAACCCAAGAGACGAAUUCAGGCACCUGAAAUACUGACGAUCUUGAGUGAGUGGAAGAAUGGCCCAGAGCAAAAGAAGCUAAACACAUAUUAG